UCUCGUUUGUCAUUUGUGUGCUCCUCUCGCACGUUGUUAUUCACACGUUCGCCCUCGUAUGAUCGAGGGUCUUGCCCGGCUAACUCAUCACCUACCCUCACGGCGCUAAUGUCUCAUGACGAGAGCGCACCUCUUCUAGCAAAUGACACACCACACCCGACAUUCCCCACCAUUUCUGAAGCGCUGAUGCGCCUGGACAAUAACAUCGGCUGGGCCAAUGUCAACGAAGUCUGUCCUGCGGAUACCGACCGGAGCAGGGAGACCGCUUUCCGAAUGGUCGUUCUUCUCGCAUUACGGACCCACAAGCUUCGCCAGCAACCAGACACGGACAUGUGGAAUCGGCAUCAACACGACAUAUCGACGACAGAUAUUGUUAAUUCACUGGAUGGACUGGCUCUACAGACAUGGAGCACCUUUUUAGAAGAUUACAGAAGCGCAGCCGAAAUAGAACAGGUGCUCUGGAGUCCGUUCGUUGUGGAUGAUUUGACGCCACAAAGUUUACGAGUGGUUGAUCUCUUAUGCACUACCGAACCUGAGUGUAGUCCUCUGGUUUGUCACGACCUUGUUGUCCUCAGCAUCAUCCACACUUGGAAACAUGGUUUUUCGUCCGGCAGGACUGAGAUCGGCGCUCGAUAUGAGGCCAUGAGCACCCCACGCGCCCUUCAUCUGAUAGACCUCAUCACGCAUCUGGCAUAUUUCGGGCUGCUCGUCAGUUAUGUGAUGCGCCCACCCCCGGAACCGCUCACCAACGAAACUUCCCGCCCCAAUUACAUUGGCGCCAGAGAAAUCCUUCUCAUUUUGUUUUCGGGUUCUAUCCUUACCAGAACUUGGAACGCCUUC
Messenger RNA from Mycena citricolor, 840 nucleotides. Lineage: Eukaryota; Fungi; Basidiomycota; Agaricomycetes; Agaricales; Mycenaceae. The record is from the annotation of a GenBank genome assembly.